Molecule: messenger RNA, 3939 nt
Organism: Condylostylus longicornis
Lineage: Eukaryota; Metazoa; Arthropoda; Insecta; Diptera; Dolichopodidae
Product: GATA zinc finger domain-containing protein 14
Exons: 6
Coding region: 293-2722 (809 amino acids)
Biological process (GO): negative regulation of extrinsic apoptotic signaling pathway via death domain receptors; protein K48-linked ubiquitination; proteasome-mediated ubiquitin-dependent protein catabolic process
Cellular component (GO): plasma membrane; cytoplasm
Molecular function (GO): ubiquitin protein ligase activity
Source: RefSeq, a predicted model, not a curated record
UACAAGAAUUUCUCGUUUGGUAAAAAACAUUGAAAUUUUAUUUUAAGUUUAUAAAAAUAUCUAAAGUUGAUUUUUAAAAAACAGUUUUAGAGAUUUAACUGUUUUCACUGUUUAUAAUUGCAACAUGUUUUGAGCAUUUACUUAAGGAAACUUUUUAAAUUAUACGUAAAUAAAUUCCAAUUAUAACGCAACAAAAUUUCGAGGGAGAAGUUCGAUUGUGUUUAGCUUAUGAAAAGGGCAAUUAGGAAAUGCAAAAAUCAAUUAGUGCUACAAAAAAUCCAAGUUAUAGAAAAUGCCAUGUGAAGGUUGUAACAUUCAAUUUACAGUUUUUAAAAGAAAACGUAACUGCAGUGAAUGUAGGCGAUUCUACUGUAAUCAAUGUCUAGUCAAACGUAACAGUUCAUCAAUUUUAUGUGAAAAAUGUAUAAUUUUUACGAAACGACCUUUAUUAAAGGUUGAUUUACAGAAAUUAAAACCAAAAGAUUUAAUAUUUUAUUUACAAUCAAAGCAUAUAUCAACAAAAGGAUGCGUUGAAAAGGAUGAAUUAGUUAACCUAAUACUGGCUCAUGUAAAUUCUUUAGACAAUACUUCAAAUAGUUACAAAAGCGAAAAUAAUUCACCAAAAAAUCAAUCGAAUAGUAACCAUUUCAAGCAUUCUUCUUCUUCAAAUAGUUUUAGCAGCAGCAAAAUGGGUUCGCAAGAUAAUUCAAAUCCAUUUGACCAAAUAAAGCAAACAUGUCAUAAUCUUUUUACUAGUUUUACUGACAAAAUAGCUGCGGAUUUGAAUUUGGCGAAUCAAAAUAAAUCGUCAAAUCGACAAGAAAAUAGUGCAGGAACGUCUAGGCCUGACAACGUUUCAGAUCAACCAAGAGUUGUUAGGUGUGAAAUACCAACUUAUAGAAGUCAGAACGACCAAGUUUCGAUGAAUUCUGAAGAACGAGAUCGAAGACAUAGCGCGAAAGUCCCCGGAAGAAACUCUAUCGUGCCAAACUCAAAUGAAGCAAGUAGUUUUGAAGAUAAAAGUUCUAAAUCUAAUACGGCAAGUACAACACCAAGUAGUCCAACAAGUCCUUUAAAAAGUCCUUCAAAUUCAAAUUCUACUCAUAGUCUGGCUCAGGAAGCGGAAUCAAAUUUAACUACAGUAAAUGAGGAACAAAAAGAGUUUGGGAGAAAAAAUUCGAAAGAUAUGCCUAGUAUUCAUAAAAAAUCUAACUUAAACAAUAAGAAAAUGUUUAAAAACGUUUUUUCAACUGAAAACUGUGGUGAUUUAAAUGGUUCUCUGAUAGAAAACGGAACAAAUAGUGCAAAUAAUUCUGGCUGUGAAUGUUCAGACGACGAAAUCAUCGCUAGUUUUAAAGAAAGAAAAAGGAAGUCUGAAAACACACUUCAAAAUUCUGGAAACGAGCUGAAAAGUCCAGAAAAAGUCAACUUAGACAAUAAAGAAGUAAAUGAAUUAUCAAUCAAUUCGCCACAAAAAUGCGAAGACUCUUCCACUUCUUCCUUUGAAGAAUUAGGAGCAGUAGGAGGCAGCAAUCUCACACCUCAUGAUGCUAACCUUGGAAAUGUUUCUAAUGAUAAUGAGCACUGGCAAAUUGUUGGAAAGGAUUCAGAAGAAAAUGUAGAGAACUUAAAAGAAAAUUCAAAAAAAACUACCUCUACAGAAAAUGACACCUCCUCAAGCAUUCCGAAAAAUAACCCCUCUGUUCAUUCUUCUGUAACCACGUUAGCUGUAUUUAAUGACCGAGGUUUAGCUUCUGUUUCACCGCUCGACUCUAUUGAUGUUCAACGACAACGACGCAUUCUUCGAAGGCGUUCAGACGGUUACAUUUAUAAUCAAAAUCGGGCUAAUACCGCAGCUGCACUAGAUAUGAUGUAUGAUGUUAUUCAACCUGAUGUUGGAGUUCAUUUUCCCCUUCCAGGCCGAAGCAAUGUUAAUCACAUAAUCACAAACAAUAUGUCACCAGUUGAUGAAGAAUCCGAUAAUGAAAGCGAGGAACAAAUAUCGAUUACUCGCAAACGUCUCAAAAAAACAUGUGCAACAUGUGGUAAAAGUAAAAAAAAUUUAAAAAAGCAGGUGCUCAAAUUUAAAAAACACUUAGAAAAUUCAAAUAUAACUGAAGAGGAAAUAAAGCAAGAACUAGAUGCAUUUUUGGAAUAUUUAGAAAAUCGUUCCAAAUCAUUUGAUGGUUCUGAAGAUUCGGAAGGUUCGAAUCGGGAAUUUCAAAUCGAUUUAGGAACUUUGGGACAUCGAUUAGCAGAAUUACAUUACGAAGCGGCAGCAGCUGCGGCUUUGUUAGGAGAUGAUGAAGGAAUUCAUGUUUACGCGCACAAUGAAGAUGACGGACCGUUAAUUACAAAUGGACGUUAUGAUAAUCGCUUCUUAAAUUUAAAUGACUUUCAAACGAAGGAGGAAAUUGACGAGUUAUCCGUAAAACAAUUAAAAGAAAUAUUAAUGCUUAACAGAAUUGAUUACAAAGGAUGCUGUGAAAAACAUGAACUUUUAGAAAGAGUACACAGACUUUGGAAAGACUUACAGGAAUGUCCAGCUGUAGAAAAAUUACCUACUGACGAUCUUUGCAAAAUAUGUAUGGAUGCACCAAUAGAAUGCGUUAUUUUGGAAUGUGGUCAUCUAGCAACUUGUACAAAUUGUGGUAAAGUUUUAAACGAAUGUCCCAUUUGUCGACAAUAUAUAGUUAGGGUAGUCCGUUUCUUCAGAGCAUAAAUAGUCAAUACAUAAAAAGAUUCAAAUAUAAAAAGGUUUAUAUUUUAAACUUGCAAAACUUUCAAUUAAAAUCUUGUAUAAAAAGUAACUUAAUAAUAUAAUUUUUGCGUAACCACUUAAAUGUAAAUAUGUACUAUAUAUUUGAAUUAUAAAAAAUAUUUGGCGAAAAUCUCAAAAUAUUUAAUCCUCUAAUGCUCUAAUAAAUCUUAAUCCCAUAAUAAGUUUUGUCUUCAAAGCAUUACAAACCUAUAAUUUGGAAUCUUGUUACUAUUUCAAUUAUCUACAAUAUUAGAAAUCAGAUAUUAAAUGCUCGUAGUUUUCAUUGGUUAUACAUGUUUAUAUUAAUAAAUUAGUUAUAGCCAUAAGUUGAAAUUAUCUAGAGCGGCAGGGAACUAAUUCUGCUCUAGUAUAAUCUAGAGAUUAUACUAAUUCUGCCUUGAAGUGCUUACGUGCAUUAGAGAAUUAAAUAAUAACAAAAAUUAUAAAUACGUAUGUACGUAUGACGUCAAAAUAUAAAUUAUAUAAUUACAUAAUGCAUAAUAUGUAUAUAAAAUUUAUUUAUUUCCAUAAACCAAAUUCAGUCAAAUUCAUGGAAGUAACAAAAUUCGUUUCUAAGUUUUCUUUACUGUAUUUUAAAUUUUCAACUUGCAAAUUUUGUUUCGUUAAUUUAAAUUCUUUAAUUUUAUUUGGACAAUAUUUUAAAUAUUAAAUUCAAACAUAAGAAUUUAUAAGAAAAUAAUUAAAACUAAAUAUAUGGUUUAGUAUACUUAUAUCGCGUGCUUAGGGAGGUUUCUUUAUCAAUCUAGCUUAUGUUCUUUGUUUAGUACAUUAUUAUAAAUAUUUGAUCUCACAAAGUAUGUAAAUAAAGUGUACGAAUCAACUCUACGGCUUAUUUAAAAUGACAACCGAGAGGGGUUAGAAUUGCUUUAACAUAUAAGACUGUGCUCUACUAUAGGUUGCCAAGAUCAGGAGAAAGGAAUUGAAAACAGUGCUAAUACUCCUUUUUUUGCUAUUUUUAUUUUUUUUUAUUAUUUACAAAAUAUAUUUGAAUUAAAUCAACUAAUUAUAUGUUUAAAUUAAUUAAGAAUAGUUUUUUAUGCCUAUAUGUAUACAAUUACAUGCAUAACAAAUAAUGUACUUUAUAUUUUUGAGGAAUUUCUUAAAGCAAAAUUUAUAAAGCUUUAACGUUUUUGCAUUUCGUCUGCAAUAUUUUGUUU